This is a messenger RNA of Paramecium sonneborni, 1530 nucleotides long. The record is from the annotation of a GenBank genome assembly. Lineage: Eukaryota; Ciliophora; Oligohymenophorea; Peniculida; Parameciidae.
AUGCAAUAAUCUUAAUCAUAUAUUAAAAGUGAUAAAAGAUGUGAUAGACAACAUGAUGAGGGAUCUGAUAGAUUGAUAGCAAUUUGUUUAAAUCCUCAUUGUGAUAAAAGAUUAAUGUGUUGUUUUUGUUAUCAUGAUUAUCAUUGUGAACAUGUAAAGGAUGUAAAGACAAUAGCAUAAGUCUAAUAAAUGUGUAAAGAUUCUAUAGUAAAAUUUGAUAAAUUGCAAUUGACAAUAAUGUUAUAAUAGAAGGCAGAUUAGUUUAAGUCAGUGGUAUAGAGUAUUAAUGAGUCAGUGGAGAGAUUAGUCUAAUAUUAUAUAAGUGAUAUAUAGUAAUUGUAUUCGAUGAUGGAAGAGUUGGCUGAUAGUUUUGUAACUUUGUAAUAAGGGAACAUAAAUCAAUUUACAAAUGAAUAAUGCGAAUUGUUAUCAACAUUUCAUGAUGAGAGGAUAUUAGAUAGCAUAGAGGACAUAGCAAAUUUUAUAGGAUAGAAAAUGGGAAUAUAAGAUUUAUUGAAGAUAAGUAAUGAUUUACAUGAGAAGUUGAUGAUGUUAGAUAUGAAUAUACUAUUGGACAAGAAUAUAUAUAAUGAGUAAUUGAAGAAGUUUGUAUAAUGUCAUGAGAUGAAGUAUGAAUGGAUUUAACCAGAGUUCUUAUUAACUAGAAGUCCAGAGGUUAUGAAAAUAGUAUAUCCAAAUGAAGAUUUUUAUAUAGGCGAAGUAAAGGGAGAGAAGAAGUUUGGUAGAGGUAAAUAAUAAUAUUAUUAGAAACAAUAUUAGGAUUAUUAUUUAAUAAGAUAGCAUAGACUUAUUAGUAUGGGAUAUUUAGAGAAGAUAAUUUUGUUUGGGGUUAGUAAUUGAUGGUUGAUUAGAAAAAGCGUUAUUGGAUUAAAUAGGGGAAAUGGGUGAAUGGAAAGAUAGAAGGAAAAGGGAUUCAUGCUUUAUUUAAGGGAGAAUAUUAUUAAGGAGAUUUGAGAAGUGACAUUAGAGAAGGGUUUGGAAUAAUGAGAUACACUACUGGAGAUGAAUAUUAAGGGUAAUGGAAGAUGGGAUAAUUUCAUGGUAAAGGUUUAUAUAAAUAUGCCAAUGGAGAUGAAUAUGAAGGAGAUUAUGUGUAAGAUAGAAAAGAAGGUAUUGGUUCAUAUUAAUAUAAAAAUGGAGAGUUAUAUGUAGGAUAAUUUAAGUCUGGUUUAAGACAUGGAAGUGCUAUAGUGAAAUUCCCUAAUGGAGACAUGUAAUAUAUAAUACAUAUAUUGAUGUAGUUAUACUGGAGAAUAUGUAAAUGAUAAGAAAGAAGGAAAUGGAGUUUAUAAAUAUAUAAAUGAUAAUAUUUUUGAAGGAACAUAUAAGGAUGGAUAGAGACAUGGACAAGGAAUAUAUACUGAUGUUGAAAAUGGAAUAAGAGAGAUUGGAGAAUUCGUUUAAGGGAAACAAUAAGGAGAACAUAUGGUAUUUAAAUUAUUGAAAGAUAAACCAUAUUGUAUAAAUGUUUAUGAUUAAGGUAAAUUAGUUAAUACAAAAUCAUUAUGA